AUGAUACCGAAAUGCUGUGCCUCCACUCUCGCUCUCGGGCUAUUGUUGGGUUCGGUUCGUCUGCCCGCUCGCUGCCACCGCCAGCAAGGGACUGGACAUGCUGGCGCCCCCGGUGGGGAGGCCGAGCACCAUCACAAUCGAGCGUCCGUCGCGAUGUCUCCUCCCACCACGAAUGUCCAUUUCCGCGUGGCGGUGAUCAAGAAGAGCAUGGACAUGAGAACAGAGGCAUUGGGGGCAGAGGCGGGUUCAUCCGUCAUCAGGUACUUCACUUCCGCUACCUCUCAAGAGUCUUCCGCUGCUCCCCGCCUUGACAAUACUCCAUCUGCACCCUUCCCCGCCCGAUCUCAUGGAGAUGAGGUUCCGAGGUCAACGAAUGAUUCGCCCGCCCUGCCGGCGUCUGACUCAAGCAUCAAUCAAUUGUUCAACCAUGCAAGGGAUGACGAGAGCGAAGAGGAAGACGGGGCUGGGGACGAUUCGACUGUGCAAUGCGGUCCUGGCUCUAGUUGGAAUCCUCCGAUACACCUGCUCCUCAGCGCAAGAAGAUCGGCGGGAGGGAAUCAGCGGCCGCCACAGCGGGAGCUGCCACAUCCGAAACUGCAGUGGCAAAGAGAACCCUCUCGAUCUGCCGCACGAGAUGACCAGGCAGUACGCAUAUGUCCCUCCCGACCUCGUGAUGAUUCGAAGGCAAUGUUGA
Cryptococcus amylolentus CBS 6039 is the source of this 694-nucleotide messenger RNA. RefSeq lists its product as hypothetical. The record is from RefSeq and is a predicted model, not a curated record. Lineage: Eukaryota; Fungi; Basidiomycota; Tremellomycetes; Tremellales; Cryptococcaceae. The transcript has 2 exons. The annotation marks the transcript as partial.